Messenger RNA from Dromiciops gliroides (monito del monte), 1704 nucleotides. It is a transcript of the gene TULP1, whose product is annotated as TUB like protein 1. The coding region runs from base 52 to 1704 and encodes 550 amino acids. NCBI's taxonomy places the organism in Eukaryota, Metazoa, Chordata, Mammalia, Microbiotheria, Microbiotheriidae. Gene Ontology annotation, biological process: protein localization to cilium. The record is from RefSeq and is a predicted model, not a curated record. Gene Ontology annotation, molecular function: actin filament binding. The transcript is spliced from 14 exons. Gene Ontology annotation, cellular component: cilium.
GCCCUGGAAACCAGAAAAGGCAAAACCGGGAAGGGGAGCCGGGUCCCCAACAUGCCUCUGGAGGACAAUACCCUCCGAGAAGUCUGGGCCUCUGAAAGUGAGCUGGAGGAGGAAUCCGGGAGCCCUGAACUCCAGACACGCCCCAAACAGCGUCUCGCCGCAGGGCAGAAGCCGAGGAAGAAGCGGCCUGAGCCCCAGGAGUGCCCCAGCCCCGCCGAAGCCAAACCCCGGAGAAGCGCGGCCGCAGGGCGUGGGGACGAGCGGGGGGCGCCACCGCAGGCGGGGAGGAAGGGGAGGCGGCGGGAUGAGCUGCUCACGACCCCCACUGGACAGAACCCCUACGCCAAGUUCAUCCGUGACCCCGAGCGGAAGAAGCCAAACCCUGGGGAGACUUUCCUCGUAGCCCGGGCCCCAAACGUGCAGGAGGAAGAGGAAGACGAAGAGGAUGAAGAAGAAGAGGAGGAAGAAGAGAAAAAGAAAGAGAAAAUCUCUCUUUUAAAACCUUCAAAGAAAGUCCUCAAAGGGAAAACAGAUGGAGACACGAAGGGAAAGGGGAGCCAGCCCCAAGAAGAUCCAGCAAGCCCCACUGUCCCCCGGAAAGCUGUCCGAAAUAAGAAGAAGGAGGCGGCAACAGCAUCAGGGGGUUCAGCUGGGGAGGAGCCCAAGAUAAGAAAGGGCAAGAAGAAAGCAUCUGGUGAGGGUGAAAGGAACUCCACUGGGACACCUACUGGAAACACAAAGAUGCCAGUGUCCAUGUUCCAGGUUGGAGGAGGUGGCCCUACAGAAAAACCAUUGAAGAAGAAAGCCUCUGCCAAAGUCCCAGAAGCUGAAAGUGAGGAGGAAGAAGCAACAACCAAGAACAGCAACCGAAAGGGAAAAGGGAAGGGGAAAGGGAAAGUCCCAAAGAAGGAAGAGAGGCCCCCAUCGCCCCCCAUCGAAGUGGAUGAUCCCAAGGAGUUUGUGCUGCGCCCAGCCCCACAGGGCAGGACUGUGCGGUGCCGGGUAACCCGUGACAAGAAGGGGAUGGACCGGGGAUUGUAUCCCUCCUACUACCUGCACCUGGACAGUGACAAGAAGGUUUUCCUCCUAGCUGGCCGCAAAAGGAAAAGGAGCAAGACGGCCAAUUAUCUCAUCUCUGUGGACCCCACCAACCUGUCCCGGGCAGGGGAAGAUUUCAUUGGCAAGCUCAGGUCUAACCUUAUAGGGUCCCGAUUCACUGUGUUUGACAAUGGAAAGAAUCCCCAUCACGGAGGUGCAGAUGUGGGCACCUAUCGGCAAGAGUUGGCAGCUGUUAUCUAUGAGACAAACGUUCUGGGCUUCCGGGGGCCCCGUCGAAUGACAGUCGUCAUCCCAGGGAUGAGCUCAGAGAAUGAGAGGAUCCCAAUCCGGCCCCGAAAUGCUAGUGAUGGUCUUCUGGUGCGGUGGCAGAACAAGACAAUGGAGAAUCUUAUAGAGCUACACAACAAGACGCCAGUCUGGAAUGAAGAGAGUGGCUCCUACACCCUCAAUUUCCAAGGACGCGUCACCCAGGCCUCGGUCAAGAACUUCCAGAUUAUACAUUUAGAUGACCCUGACUAUAUAGUGAUGCAGUUUGGCCGGGUUUCGGAGGAUGCCUUCACUCUGGACUACCGAUACCCACUUUGUGCCCUGCAAGGCUUUGCCAUAGCCCUCUCCAGUUUUGAUGGGAAACUGGCCUGCGAGUGA